Molecule: messenger RNA, 396 nt
Organism: Fusarium sp. VM40
Lineage: Eukaryota; Fungi; Ascomycota; Sordariomycetes; Hypocreales; Nectriaceae
Source: the annotation of a GenBank genome assembly
AUGUGCUUCUUCAACCUCUGCUCAAAAGACGAUGGCAAAGACGAUCUACCACCACCUCGUCCAGCAAAUAUGGGCCGAAGAACACCAGAGGCCACAUCCAGACUACAAGGAAGCAAAUUCGCCAGCGACAGCAGCAGCCGAAAAUCAUCAGACAAACCCAUCCACGGCUACGGCACAGGAUACAGCCCUGGAAACGGGUCAUUAGGGGUUGGUGGACCUCAUGACGGUAUCUACGGCGGUGUGAAUGGGGGAGUUUACUCAGGUGUCAGCGGAGGACCAAAUGGAGGAGUCAAUGGGGGUGUUUAUGGUGGUGUUUCUGGGACGUCGAGCGGUGGAGGGCUGGCUCCUGGUGGGAGUUAUGGAACGUCACCUGGAGGAGGAUACGGAUAUCUAUGA